AUAAAAACCUUUAUAGCCUGAGAGAGAAAAUGUUUCAAUCCCCGGGUGAAGAAGGAUUUAAAAAAAAAAGAUACAAUCUGUAAAUUACGAAGGAGAAGACAGUACAUUUACUGAAAAGUAAGUGUCUGUAUAUCUCAAAACGUGAUACACAAGUUAAAAGUUACGUACAAAACUGAACAGGUGCCUAAGACAUACACAAAACACACCACGAGACCUCAAUAACAUGAAAAAUAAUACGGACCCAAAAGAAAAGGGACACAACAGGUCACUGUUGGGGAGACCCUGCUUGACUGUCCUUGUAGCUCCUAGCAGUGAGGGAAGAAAAGCUGAGGUGGCCUUGGCAAACACUUUCUCACAUGUGGGUUUGGCACAAAGCAGAAUGGCUCAGAAACCCCAGUGUCAGCAGGAUUUGAGACAGGAGACUCCCACGGGCCUCUGGUGAACACACUCAUAAAGUCCAAGGAGAGUUCUUUCUGGCCAGGCCUAUCACCUUGUCCCCACUGUACUAUGCAGUUUAAGGUCACUCAGAAAACACCCUCUAAAGUCUGGCGUCCACCGGUGCCACAGAAUGGAAGGAAGCAGGUAUUUGAGCACCCUGGACUUCCAGGGCUCUGUGUUCAUGAUACCUACCUGCAUGCUGUCCUCUCUCUGUGGUCAGGGUCUAUCCACACGCACCUACAUCCUCCGCGACCACUUCCUGUGGCACAGACCCCGUGUUACCACAAAGGCGGGGAGUAAGCAGAAGUAGCCUUGGUUGGUGUAGACCAAGCAGAGGAGGGUAGGGAGAGAGGCUUCCUCAGGACUCAACAACUGUAUUUGUGGGGUGUAGAGCCAUGCCCAAUCACCACUGCAAGAUUACAGUCUCCUGUCCUUAUUUGGUUGACUGAUGUUUGUGGGGCUGGAGAUGGAGACCCAGGAGUCUUCAUAUGCAAGCAGCUGCCCUUUCCUCUCCUCUUUUAGCCAAGAGCUCAGUUUGGAGUGAACCACGCUGUGACUGUUUCUCCUUUCGCUGGGUAAUAAGUUGUCCAAACAGGUGCGACUCCUUCCCCAGCCCCACAGUCAUAGCGGUGGGAGCACCACACUGUGGGUGAACUCAACCCAGGCUUCUCUAGAUCACACUGUAAAGGGACCAUAUGGCAGGUAGUUCUCUCAACAAAGACAACCGAGGGUCGAGUUUUCCAGCCAAAAUGGUGUCUCCAGGAAUUAAGGAACUGAAAUCUUUUGGCCACCUCGAAACACAUUCCAGUCUGACAAUUGAACUUUUUUGUUGUUCUUGAGACAAGGUUUCACUAUGUAGCCUUGGCUAUCCUAGAACUCAAUCUGUAGACCAGGCUGGCCUUGAACUCAGAGAUCUGCCUGCUGCUGCCUUCCGAAUGCUGGGAUUAAAGGCGUGCACCACCACUAGCUGGCUAACACCAGCUAACACUGGCUAUGUGUAUGCAUAAGUACAUGUGCAUGUAUACGUGCAUGUGAUAUAAAAAGAGUGGAGGUCAAAGGACAACUAAAGGGAGCCGUUCUCUCUUUCCAUUAUGUCCAUUACUCUUCAGAAGUGAUGUUGACCCAGAGAUGGUCACAAAACAGAAUUCUGUUUGUUUGUUUGCUUGCUUGCUUGUUUUUUAAGACAAGGAUUUUUCUAUGUAGCCCUGGCUGUCUUGAAACUUGCUCUGUAGACCAGGCUGGCCUCAAACUGGCAGAGCCCUGCCUUUGCCUCCUGAACACUGGUGUUAAAGGUGUGUGCCACCACCUCCCAGCCCCAGAAUUCUUUUAAAAUGUCUAUUACGUUUAUUUGUAAGUGUGUGUGUGUGUGUGUGUGUGUGUGUGUGUGUGUGCAUGUACAUGUACACUCUGCCGUUGUGUGUGCCAAGGUCAGCUUGCAGGUCUCCUUUCAUAUGCGGGUUCUAUGAAUCACAGGAUAUCUUUACCUGCUGAUCUAUUUCGAUGGCCUACACAUCAAGAUUUUUAUAUCCCACAUUCCGGGUCCAACUUGAGACUCUUCCCAGAGCUUCUAAAACUUGUUGUCUUGGACCUACAAGAAUAGCGUUCAAGGUUAGGCAUGAUAAUUCACACCUUUAAUCUCAGCACUGGGUUGGCCAAGGUAGGACUGAGUUCAAGGCCAGCCUAGGCAUUAGCAUGUUCAAGGACAACCUAGAAUACAUAUAAAGACCAUGUUUCAAAAAACCUAAAAGAAGGGCUAGAGAGAUGACUCAGUGGGUAAGAGUGUUUGCAGUGCAAACAGGAGGACCUGAGUUCUAAUCUCCACCAUCCAGGCAAAAGCCAGACCAUUCUUACUUCCUCAGAACCAAAUCCUGUGUUCAAAACUCAGCUUAACUCCCUGACUACAUCCUUGAGCAAGUCAUUGUUAGGGGUGUACAGAAAUCCGAGUCUGCUCUCUGUAUAGUGGCGGAAUGGUGCGCUGUGUAGGCCUGGGAUCAGACUUGACCUCCUCAGUUAGAGAGAGCUGUCUCUCACUCUACGUAGACAACAGUAAAGAGAGCCGUGGAGCCCUUUUCCCACAGAGGUUCAUUACUUGUUGGGACUCCUGGUUUUGUGAAUAACUGGCAGAAUCCUCCCUGCCCAACCUCCAGGUGCAACUUGUAGCGUCUUUGUCCUUUCUCCGCUUCCUUCUGACAGUCUGUGGUCGUUUUUUAUAGCUGAGCAUUAACUUCCCCUAGGAGCAUCUUCAAGCAGAUGGGCUUCCCAGGCACCAGGAGUGGGAACUUAGCAGCUGUUCUCACCCUCUGGAUCCAGGGUGCUUUUUCCACUUGAACUCCUGGCCGUCCCGGGAGGAGGCGCGAUUGUUUUGCAUGGUGGCUGUACUUUGAUUCCGUUGACUGGGGCGGAGGCGUGAACUUCCUACCCCUCACUGCUUUCUUCCUUUUCUUUUUAACACAGAGAGUAAGGACCUUUUGCAGCUGAACACGACUAGUGGCAGGAAGUGGAGCACAGGCAUGGAUCAGCUUCUAGCAGGGGUGUGGCCUGGGCUUUCUGCCCUCCUCUGAUUCCAGCAACUCCUGAGGGACUGAGCGAGCACUCCCUAGUUGAAAAGAGAGGGUCAGUGUGAAGGCUCAGGCAGCUGGGCCAAGUCUGCUGGGAGAGCACGAGGGACACACCUGCUGGUGAGUGCUUGCUGCCCCGCUAUCAGUUAACGUGGCAGGCACAGUGCAGACUUCAGUCAAGGGCAUGGGCGAAGGGCAUGUUUGAGACAGGUGUGUGAGUGAGGACUGCGCUGAACGCUCUGGUUUCUCACACCUGAGAAGCUCUGCUAGGUGUUCAAAUUACGGAAAUACGCUCAUGCCAGUGCAGCUCUGCCAGGAGGAAGCUCGGGGCAGGAGCCGGGCCAAGCAACAGUUGGCACGAUAUGGAGCGUCGGGGCAAGAUGGAAUUUUUCCAGAAACUGGGCUACAGCCAGGAGGACGUGGUCAGGGUGCUGGGCAAACUGGGUGACGGUGCCUUGGUCAAUGACGUGCUGCAAGAGUUGAUCCAGACCGGCAGCCGCCCAAAGGCCCAGGAGGAUCCAGCCAAUGGCACCGGGAUAGUGCUCAUGCCUCGGGGAUGCUGCGGGGUUCGAGACUCUGCCCAGCAGGGCCUGGGACUAGGCCUAGAAGAGGCUGGCGGAGAUCCAGCCAGCUUCCUGCGGCCCAUAGUGAUCGAUGGCAGCAAUGUGGCUAUGAGUCAUGGAAAUAAAGAAGCCUUCUCUUGCCGGGGAAUUCGUCUGGCCGUGGACUGGUUCAGGGACAGAGGACACACCUACAUCAAGGUUUUUGUCCCAUCUUGGAGAAAAGAGCCAUCAAGGUCUGAUACCCCUAUCAGAGAACAGCACGUGUUGGAGGAACUGGAGCGACAGGCUGUGCUGGUGUACACCCCAUCCCGCAAGGUGAACGGCAAGCGAGUGGUCUGCUACGACGAUCGCUACAUCGUGAAGCUGGCCUAUGAGAAGGAUGGCGUCAUUGUCUCCAAUGACAACUACCGGGACCUGCAGAAUGAGAACCCGGAGUGGAAAUGGUUCAUUGAGCAGCGGCUACUCAUGUUCUCCUUUGUAAAUGACAGGUUCAUGCCUCCUGAUGACCCCCUCGGCCGUCGAGGACCAACACUAAGCAAUUUCCUAAGCAAGAAGCCAAGGCCCCCAGAGCCAUCCUGGCAGCACUGUCCCUAUGGCAAGAAAUGCACCUACGGGGUCAAGUGCAGAUUCUACCACCCGGAGAGACCACACCAAGGGCAGCUGCCGGUGGCAGACGAACUCCGUGCCAAGACGCGGGCUUGGCCGGGUGGUGGCGCCGGGGAGUCGCGGCCACCGAGCGCCCGGAGCCGUCCCGGAGCAGCCCGGCCGCUUCCCCUGGAGCCCGGCGCUCACAACCCCACGCCGGCCCCGCAGCCCGCGGCCCUGACAGCCCUGAACCAGAGCUUCGCUCGGCUGACCUUCAGCGAUACUGCGGCCAGUGGCGUCGUGUCCCUGUCGCGUGGGCCUGACCGGAUGCCCACGAGUGGUCCCACGUCCUGGGCCUCGCCAUCCCUUCGCGCGGGCAGCGUUGCCACCCAAGGGUCGCCGGGUCUGCGGUGCCUCCGGACUCCGAACAGCCUGCUCUCUCCGGGCGAUCUCGGGUCCCCAAUCUGCCCACAGUCCCAGCCAUCGGACAGACACUGUUCCAGGGGCAUGCACAGUGACCUGCCUCCCCAGCGCAGACCGCCGGAAGACCCGUGGGCCUUCCUGCCCAGCUCCUAUGGUUAUUUGAAUCACUCGGUUUGGGCUGAGUCGGCUUGGAGCGAGAACACCUUUGGAAGACCUUCGGGGUCAGCACAAUCCACCAUCAACAGUGGGGGAACUCGCGCUUCACUCUGCAGCGCCUUCCCAUCUGACCGAGAGGACCCUGUUAUGGCCUCGGAUCCUGUGCUCUCAGACGUGGCCCUGCGCACCCUCCUGCAGAGAUCCCAAAAGACUGGUGCUCCGUUGGGGGAUCCUUAGGGGACAGGUUCAUAACACUGCAAGGGGUGGUGGCCCAGGCUUGACUCUCUGCUUGGGUAGGUGGGAUACAAGAUGCUUGUUAAUUUGGAUGUGUCCCUGCAGUUGAACGACAUUUUUUAAAGGUGGUCUCGGUGGGAGCUUUCUCAAUCCUCAGUGGUGGAUACCGGUGGGGAUCUUGGGGAUGCUCUCUGAAGCCAGGGUCUGCUUCAUGAGCAGGAUGAUUUCUGAUGUAUUUGGAAGGCUUUGUCCAGAGCACAUCUAAAUCCGGUUCUAACUAGCAUCCAAAAAUGUUUCAGCUGGUCAUCACCGCUAGCCAAGGUGAUUGGCCUGAGUUUGACAUAAACUCUUGGAGUGUGUGUGUGUGUGUGUGUGUGUGUGUGUGUGUGUGUGUGUGUGUGUUUAGAAUUCUAGAAAACCAGGAGAACUUAACAUGUCGUUGUAGUUGAAAGAUUGAAAAAGGCUGGUAAGUCAGUCUUGACUUUUGUGGUGUCAAAUGAUGUAUAACACAUGUUCAGGUGACACAGGAAGGAAGGAAGGUAUUGCUGUCUGGAGUUUUCAAGUCACUAUUGCUAAUCUCACUCAUAGGGGAAACUCAGCCUUGUGUAAAUUUUACUGUGGGGUUGUCCCAGGGGAACUUGAUCCUACGGGUCUCCUCCCUGGGUUUUUAUUCUUUUUGUACAUACAUACCAUAUUACCGAAACAUCACAACACACACGCACACGUACACGCACACAACCUUGCUCAAGACUCAGCCUGGCUUUUUUUUUUUUUUUUUAAAUCAGCCUUCCUUUGUGUGAUUCUACAAAAUUUAAACUGCACCUUAUAGAGAUAGGAUUUCAAUCUACCCACCACCCCCUUAAAAAACAACAACAACAACAACAACUCAGCAGUCAACAACAAUCCAGGUUGGUCAGCAUAGAGUUGGAUUCUGGUAGAGGUUUAUUGCAACUUUACUUAGCUGUGUCUUCUAGAUAACUUCUGCUCUGGGUUUUGUGGGGAGGAGAGGCUCAUUCAUUCACAAGGGACAAGAAAUGAUACAGUGUUGCUGGGGCAUGGGCCCAGCAUUCUGAGGGAACCCAGCAUCUGUAGGCUGCACCCACAUGUUCCAGUUACAACGGCAGCCUGCCAGGUUGUAACUCAUUUGUUCCUGAGGGACUUAGUAGUUCAUUUGGUCAGAGAGAGUCAGAAGGGACCUGCCAAUGGGACCUGUUUGCCAAAGCCUCCGAGUUCCUGCAGUGUGGUAGGCACAUUUGGGAAACACCCCUUCAUUGCCUCAGGGAAAAUGCCGUUGCAGUAUUCAUGGUAAACUUGACUCCUUGGCACCAGGGUAGCCAUAUGGCUUCCUGGAAGUCCUCCCUCUUUUAAAACCACCUUCUUAGCAUGGCUUCUUGUGGAUCUGUUCCUCACACCCUUUUCAAAACGUAUGCUAUUCUCAGACUGUUGCUUCUUAUCUUGAGUCCCUGUCCUGAAGAGGGUUUGCUCUUUCUAGAUCUUUUGAAGUUUUUCCUCGUGUGUGUGUGUGUGUGUGUGUGUGUGUGUGUGUGUGUGUGUGUGUGUUCUUUUCAUAGGACUCUUAGAGCCGCUGUUUGAUUCCCUGGUCUUGUCCCCUGCUUCAAAUCAAUCCAUUGCGAAUUUACAGUUGGAAAUGUUUAAACUGCUUCCUAUGAAGACAAGUUUGAGUUUUAGUAAGCUGUAAAGCUAUUUUAUUUGGUUCACUGUGAUUAAGAAAAAAGGGAAGGAAAAAAAGAGGUGUGUGUGUGUAGGGGAAAGAAACAACACAUCUCAGAUGUAAUCACCUUUGGAAAAUUCCAAAGUCUUAGUAUGUCCUUGUGACACAAAACGGUGGAUGAGAGACAUAAAUGAACUGUCCCUAGUUGCAUAGCUGUUAACCAUGCUCCAAAAAUAAACCACCUUUUCCACACCUGAA
Molecule: messenger RNA, 6887 nt
Organism: Rattus norvegicus (Norway rat)
Lineage: Eukaryota; Metazoa; Chordata; Mammalia; Rodentia; Muridae
Gene: Zc3h12d
Product: zinc finger CCCH type containing 12D
Biological process (GO): negative regulation of gene expression; negative regulation of multicellular organismal process
Cellular component (GO): nucleoplasm; cytoplasmic ribonucleoprotein granule; P-body
Molecular function (GO): metal ion binding
Source: RefSeq, a predicted model, not a curated record